UAUUGCCUGGAUAAUUGCUUAUCAAGUCUAGACCUCCUCUAAAGCAAUAACAUAGCAAUAUUUAACAUGGCAUUUGGAUUGCCUGUCAUGAAGGCCCUCCGCCGCACACUUUCGGGCCUCAAGGAGGCAGCUUUGAAGUCUACAACCAUUCCAAAAGGCUACUUUGCGGUCUAUGUUGGCGAGGAUCAGAAGAAGCGCUAUGUAGUUCCAAUUUCGUACUUGAACGAGCCUGCAUUUCAAGAACUGCUAAGUUUGGCAGAGGAAGAGUUUGGUUACGAGCAUCCGAUGGGUGGACUCACAAUUCCCUGCAGAGAAGAUAUCUUCAUUGAUCUCACUUCUCAGUUAGGUGGAUUGUAACUAAUAAUAUUAACAUUAUAAAUUGGC
This is a messenger RNA of Morus notabilis, 384 nucleotides long. RefSeq names its product auxin-responsive protein SAUR21. The record is from RefSeq and is a predicted model, not a curated record. The coding region runs from base 67 to 357 and encodes 96 amino acids. The transcript has a single exon. Lineage: Eukaryota; Viridiplantae; Streptophyta; Magnoliopsida; Rosales; Moraceae. Gene Ontology annotation, biological process: response to auxin.